Messenger RNA from Drepanopeziza brunnea f. sp. 'multigermtubi' MB_m1, 1296 nucleotides. RefSeq lists its product as uncharacterized. Gene Ontology annotation, molecular function: metal ion binding. NCBI's taxonomy places the organism in Eukaryota, Fungi, Ascomycota, Leotiomycetes, Helotiales, Drepanopezizaceae. The record is from RefSeq and is a predicted model, not a curated record.
AUGUCGAGCAUUGAAGCCGAGGCAGAAGCGGCACUGGCCCCAUCAGCUUCUAUCGAAGGCCAAUCCCUUGAUCAUCUCGAUGACAAUAUUACUGCUAUGGAUACCGAGAUGACAGGUCCACUGACAUUAAGCGAUGAUAGAAGAACUAGAUCUCGCUCCUCGUCUCCGGCCAACCCAGAGAUGUCUAACUAUAACCGAAACGGCAACGCUGGCCGCAACAGCCGGGGCAACAUGGCCAACAUGACCCAGGCCAACUGGAGACCCAACAGAGAUGCGCAGGAGCAUCAACUGAACGGACAACCUCGCCAGGGACCUCACUUUCAAGGGCCUUCUCGCCAAGGUCCUCCUCCUCCUCGUAUCACUGCAGACAGCGUUCCUCUAAGCACUGUUUCGCCAGGAGCUGCCUGGCCGACCACCGAGCAGCUCAGUGUAGCAUACGGCUACGGUUACCGCCGUGAAGAUGGUUCUGUGACGAGACUGGUGCCAGCAGAUGAGCUGGCUUUCGCAAAUGUUCCGCCCCGACAAGGGGCAGAGGGCCUGAUAUUGGUCCCAGUCCCUGCACAGCAGGCACCAAACCUCCGGGUUGGGGAGCCCAUGGUCCCCACACAUGUUGUUCAAUCUCUUCCCGGCUUCGGCCGUCCCAGCGAGACUCAGGUGCAACAGCAAAUUGAUAACAUCGUGCAGUUGUCUUCGGCGUUGAUGAUCCCUCGUCGUGAGAAAAUUUACUGUGAUAAGUGGAUUCAUGAGGGUGUUUGUGCAUUCACGCAGAUGGGAUGCAAGUACAAGCACGAGAUGCCGACAGACAAAGCUACACAGAUCUCCUUGGGCCUUAACCAUGGAACCCCAAAUUGGUACCGUCGUACCUUUGGCAGUGUAACUGCGCAGUCCCCCUCAUCCACUCAGGCUGCCAUUGCAGGAGGAGGAGGCCCGCCCGCCCAUCACGGCAACCGCGGCAACCACGGCGGCGGCCAUGGAGGCAACCGAAUCGAAGGUCCGUGGCGAAGCGUCCGCACCCAGGGCGGCAUGCAAGGAGGACCCUCUCGACAGGAUGGCGGUGGUGCCCGCCUCGAUGUUGGCUUGCGUGGGAAUGCUCGUGGGGGCGGCCAGAACUUGGGAUUUGGCGCGAUUGCUCCCCCUCGGUACAACCCAGGAAACGGCAACAACGUCAACAGCAACCCGACCAACCUGAACAACCCGAACAACGCUGCCAAGAACCGUUUCUCUGGCCUCAAGAAUGAGGAGGAAGAUGACGAUGAAGAUGAAGAUGAGAUCACCUUCCAAGGUCGUCGCCAUUAA